Molecule: messenger RNA, 1975 nt
Organism: Spizellomyces punctatus DAOM BR117
Lineage: Eukaryota; Fungi; Chytridiomycota; Chytridiomycetes; Spizellomycetales; Spizellomycetaceae
Exons: 4
Coding region: 935-1771 (278 amino acids)
Molecular function (GO): protein binding
Source: RefSeq, a predicted model, not a curated record
CAAGCAUUCUUAUUUUGCAAGUACGCUUGAGACAUGUCCAUGCCCUCAGGUUAAGUAGCAAUGUAUCUGACAAAUCUACUGUUAAAAGAGCUGGAUGAAAGCACACACCCAAAACAAAUGUUGUUCCCUACAAGUAUGAAGCUGCAGUACCGAUCCUUGGUUCUGAUUGUCACCCACGGUGAUGGUGUCAACGAUCGAAAUUCCCUGCAUCAAACUUUGUCAAGGCCACAAUAAAAUAUGUAAGUUACGGGGCAAACUGGUACGAAGGCUCUGUAUCUCCACCAUGGUAUGUCAAAACGACGAGCUCUCCCGAAACGCUUCACAAAUCCAAGAGUCUCUGCGGACUGGUGACAGAACGUAUCAAAAAGCAGCUCCAAGAAGACAGCAUACCAGGAACUCGGAGUGCAUUGCUUCCAGGCUGUCUAGUCGGACGAGCGCUGCAAAGUGCAUCAAUGUGGCCGAUCUGGAUCAGAGGCUUACACAAAGACGCACACACACACGGUAUCAGGCACCGUGAUCCGGGCGGGAGGGAGAGGUAAAUUAUGGGGUGUUCCAAGAAACCCAGCCCUAUUCCUCAUCUGUUGAUGAAAUUAUAGUCAUCAGGUCCAAAGCCUUUUUCCCUUUUCAAGCGGAUUGUGUGUCCGAUCGUACGGACAAGAUGUUUCCCCUGCGAACGUUUCACAAUUUGAGGCUCUUCUUUGGAUGGGGUGAAAAUCUUGUACUUUCCGAAAGAAUGGAAUUACGGAUACAACCACUCAUGGUGCCCGCACAGCCCGCGAAAGGUUCGUCCCCUGCCGUCUUGCUUUUUCUUUCAGUUGCCCCAUCUUCCCCCCCCCCCUCCGGCAUCGUCUUCCAACGCUCGGCUUUCAACCCAUUUAUAUCUGCAAGAACCACGCUAUUUACACCUUCCCCCCUGCUGUAAACGGAACCCGCCAUGCGCAGCCUUAAUUCGCUCAUUGCGAGCGUGCUAGCCCUGGUGGCAAUCACACAAGUGCGCGCACAGUCUGUUGUUCUUGGCGGUGCUUGUGACCCUACCGUGGACGUAUUCGGAUGUCAGGGUCGGAAUUACAUGUCCUGUGAUCCGCAGUCCAAACGAUGGAUUCUGCAGAACCUUUGCCCAACUGACUGUUUGGGAAUUCCUUCAUUUGCCGCAAAUUGCGGUCGUAACUCUCACGGGAUAGAAACGUCGCCAGUGAGUUCCCCCGCUGCUCCCACUUCAACUGCCGGACCCACCCCAUCAACGCCUCUUCCUUCCCAGUCCUCCCCCGCGCCUACCUCUUCAUCAGAUCCAAACGGACAACCAAACGUGGUCCCUACAAACGGUGAAACACCCUUGUCAAACGCAACAUCAUCGGGAUCCUCUCGCUCAGCAGCGGUCAUCAUUGUCCCAGUCGUCGCCGGUGUGGCUGUGAUAGCCGCAGCAGGCGCAGCAUUUGUCGUGAUACGUAGACGAAGGCAAAAGAACGGGUAUCCCUCGAAAGGCACAGAAGCGGCUCACGCGCGUGGUCACGAUGAAAUGUCCGUGAAGCCUCUCUUUGCACACGGAUCUGGAGCACAUUUGAACGUUGCGUCUGUGCUAGAAAAGAGGUAUACCGUUGCUCAUGACUAUGAACCUGCUGCAGAUGAUGAAGUACAUUUACGAGUGGGAGAUAUCGUCCGAUUGAGUCUAUUGUUUAAUGACGGAUGGGCAAAGGGUAUCAACGAGACGACAGGUCAACAUGGUCUAUUACCUUGUGCCUGCAUACAAGAAAUUACUUCGGCUACCAGAUAGCUCUCCCUGUAGUUUUAUCGUAGAUUUAUGUACAUUGAUCGUCCCAUUCAGUUCAUAGAUGUAAUAUGCGGAACCUCGUUUCCUUAGUUUGGCAGAUACAGUCAAGUUUCCAUGAUUGAAUGCUGGUCAGCUCUGUGUUUGCAUACCAUCUGGCCAAUGUAAUAAAGUUAAAAUAAUUGAAUCUUUGGGAUAAACCAUCCACCG